AUGGCCGCAGCCGAGACCGCCUUGCCCUCCAUCAGCACACUCACCACCCUGGGCCCCUUCCCGGACCCACAGGAGGACUUCCUCAAGUGGUGGCGCUCCGAAGAGGGGCAGGACAUGGGCCCGGGUCCCCCCGACCCCACGGUGCAGCCCCUCCACGUGAAGCUGGAGUUGGAAAACCCGCCCAGGGAGGACGAAGACAAUGACAGGGACGCAGAUGCCACCUGGGACCUGGAUCUCCUCCUCACCAACUUCUCGGGCCCGGAGCCGGGCGGCGUGCCCCGAACCUGCGCUUUGGCGCCCGGCGAGGGUCCUGGGGCUCAAUACCCGCCGCCGCCGCCGCCGCCCGAGAGUCUGGGCGCGUGUGCGGGCGGCCCGGAGUCGGUGGUUGGGCUCUUGGGUCCCGAGGAGCACUCGGGCUGGGCGCGCCCUGCCCUGCGAGCCCCGGCCCCGGACGCCUUUGUAGGCCCAGCCCUGGGCCCGGCCCCCGAGCCCAAGGCGCUGCAGCUGCAGCCGGUGUACCCCGGGCCGGGCGCCGGCUCCUCUGGCAGCUACUUCCCGAGGACCGGGUUUUCAGUGCCCACGGCACCGGGCGCCCCCUACGGGCUGCUGUCUGGAUACCCCGCGCUGUACCCGGCGCCGCAGUACCAAGGGCACUUUCAGCUCUUCCGCGGGCUCCCAGCGUCCGCGCCCGGUCCCGCCGCGCGCCCCUCUUUCCUGAGUUGUCUGGGACCCGGGACGGUGGGCGCCGGACUCGGAGGGACCGCAGGAGAUACAGGUACGACCGCCGAAGCCGCACAGUCCAAGCGCAGCCGGCGUUCGUGGCCGCGCAAGAGGCAGGCGGCGCACACGUGCGCGCACCCGGGCUGCGGCAAGAGCUACACCAAGAGCUCGCACCUGAAGGCGCAUCUGCGCACGCACACCGGGGAGAAGCCAUACGCCUGCACUUGGGACGGCUGCGGGUGGAGGUUCGCACGUUCAGACGAGCUGACUCGCCACUACCGGAAGCACACAGGACAGCGCCCCUUCCGCUGCCAGCUCUGCUCACGCGCUUUUUCGCGCUCCGACCACCUGGCCUUGCACAUGAAGCGCCACCUGUGAGCCCUUCCCUGGCACAUGGACCCUCCUGGGGACUGGGGAUGGAAGAACAAGAGUGGAUCCACACAGAGUGGUUUUCCCAAAAACGGACUCUCGCUGGAUUCGCGGCCCCACAGAUCCACUGAACGAUCGAGGACUGACCCAUAGACCUGGAGGAGCCUCCAACGGAAGUUCCCACAUGUCCAGAGUCACAUAGAGAGAGACGUGAAACGGUCACGCAGACCCAGCGAGACAGACCAAAUAAACGGACUCAGAUGGACACUCAGACCAGCUCACAGGCGGCCCUGGACAGCAGG
Messenger RNA from Propithecus coquereli (Coquerel's sifaka), 1391 nucleotides. It is a transcript of the gene KLF1, whose product is annotated as Kruppel-like factor 1 (erythroid). The coding region runs from base 1 to 1098 and encodes 365 amino acids. The record is from RefSeq and is a predicted model, not a curated record. The transcript has 3 exons. Gene Ontology annotation, molecular function: DNA-binding transcription factor activity, RNA polymerase II-specific; RNA polymerase II cis-regulatory region sequence-specific DNA binding. NCBI's taxonomy places the organism in Eukaryota, Metazoa, Chordata, Mammalia, Primates, Indriidae. Gene Ontology annotation, biological process: regulation of transcription by RNA polymerase II.